AUGGAGGAAAUCGUCAGAAACAAUAUGGAGGAAAUCGUCAGAAACAAUAUCGAGGAAAAAGUCAGAAACAAUAUGGAGGAAAUCGUCAGAAACAAUAUUCAGGAAAAAGUCAGAAACAAUAUGGAGGAAAUCGUCAGAAACAAUAUGGAUGAAAUCUUCAGAAACAAUAUGGAGGAAAUCGUCAGAAACAAUAUGGAGGAAAUCUUCAGAAACAAUAUGGAGGAAAUCAUCACAAACAAUAUGGAUGAAAUCGUCAGAAACAAUAUGGAGGAAAUCGUCAGAAACAAUAUUGGGGAAAAAGUCAGAAACAAUAUGGAGGAAAUCAUCAGAAACAGUAUGGAGGAUAUCGUCAGAAACAAUAUGGAGGAAAUCGUCAGAAACAAUAUUGAGGAAAAAGUCAGAAACAAUAUGGAGGAAAUCGUCAGGAACAAUAUGGAAGAAAUCAUCAGAAACACCAAUUAA
Eurytemora carolleeae is the source of this 462-nucleotide messenger RNA. RefSeq names its product ring-infected erythrocyte surface antigen-like. Bases 1 to 462 code for a protein of 153 amino acids. The transcript has a single exon. The record is from RefSeq and is a predicted model, not a curated record. NCBI's taxonomy places the organism in Eukaryota, Metazoa, Arthropoda, Copepoda, Calanoida, Temoridae.